ACUCCCAAACGGCUCAACCGAUUUCCGUAAAAAUUUGCACACAGUAGGUAUUUGGUAUGGGGCGUGUUUGUGUGCUAUUAGUUGGAGAUUAUCUGCAGCCAGAUGGCGCUUUGGAAUAAAUUGUGUUUUCCUCCUAUUUCGCAGAGUGUCGCAGCAACGCGCGAUGGGUAUUGGCGAUUCUACGUUGAAACCGCUCGCAGAUAGCGCUGCAAGGAAAGUGUUACUGAUUUGAUUCUAUUCUGUCAUAGUGCAUAUAUUUUCUGUAAACAUUGGUAAAAAAUGACUUUUAAACACCAAAUUACCGAUCAAUUUGUUGAUAAUUGUUUAUGAAAAUGAAGGAAAACCAUCAUUUUAUAAGAUGAUGAGUGAACAUCUUGCGAAAAGAGUGUAAAACAUAGUGGUUUCUAAUAUUAUUCGUAGAGCUAUAUGCGCGCUGUUUCGAAAUGUAAUUUGUUGAGCACCGUAGCCGCCGCAACAGCAUUUCCCGUUCGUCCUAAGUUAAGCUAAACCUUCAUGAGAUGGUGUAAAUUCAUGAAACUCUCCAGAUCAGGCGAGGAAAGAAUAUAUCCGGCUAACAGGAAAGUGUCAGCUUUGUAUCAUGCACAGCCGAUCCUUCUCUCCGAUAGUUUUCACUGAAUCUCCUACGUAGUUCAAAAUAUGAAGGAGUUUGACAUUGGUACUGAUUGGGUCUCGGUUUCGAGUUGGAACUUUAUUUAUGGAACGAUUUUUUAUAACCACAAUAAUACCCCGAUUACAUUUCGCAGAAAUGUAUGAGUGAAAUAGUUGCAAAUAGUUGUAAUUUCAGAAUAAUUGCAAAUAAAACUAAAUUUCUUACUCGUUUUAUUCAUAUUUUGGCAGUGGUAAGCUUUUUCCGAGAAGAUAAUGAAGAUUUUGUUGUAAGCUAUGACUCACUUACGGGUGAAAAAAAGCAAACUGUAUCACUUUGCCAGUUCAUGAGCUGAAUCAUAGGUGUCACAUGACUAAUUUUGGCUUUGCCACAAAUCGCCAAUUAGCUAGUUAAAUAUAAAUUAAUACGUGAUUAAAAAUAUAAUGGUAUUGCCCUCUGAUGCCAGUUUUAUCAAAUGAUUUUCACCUUUUUUGAGAAUUAAUUUUCAGUCAGUUUCCAACUAACGAAGACAACGGUCACGAAAAGCUCCCGAAGCAACCAGGAAAAAUAUACACCUAACAAGUCCCGAUAAGUACAUGUGUACUCAGGGCCGUCUAAAGACCGCUCAAGACCCCUGGGAACCAUUGAACCGAGAGGCCCCUAAAAAAUGAAAAAGUAUGAACAGAACUAUAGUAAAAAUAAACGUUAUUCAUGAAGCUAAAUUUUAAAAAUGAUAAAAAUGUUUAAGGAACUGUUAUGCGAGUAUGGGCAGUGUAUUUGUUUUAGCUGUUGUAGGUGUUUUUGAUCUUGGGUAACCCCACACAGGAUUUUCCGUAGUGUUUACAGUAUUGACACGUAAGAGAUUGAUUGCCAUCAACAUACAGUGUGGUCUGAGCACAGGUGGAACUUGAUCGCCGUGUCCCGAAAGAAGGAAUGGAAAACUAGUAUACUAUACAAACUAGAUUUUCUUAAAAUGUAAAUGGUUGCCCCAUUGAAGAGUACUCAAAACUGAGCACUUUUUUACCCAUUUUCAAUUUCAUUCAAUAUAUAAAACUGGGUAGAAAAAUACCCAUUUUUUGACGUAUUCAGUUAGUAGGGGAGACUGAGGAGACUUGAUCCCAUCAUUGUAACUCAAAGCCGGAUCAGAAUACAUUAAUCGAAUAUACUAUAAAGUUGCGUAGUUUUAUCUAAACAUAAAUUUCAUUAACACAGAAAAAAGAAAUUGGACUUUUGUGUAACCGAAUUUUUACCGAUUUUAAAAAAAGUCUCAGAAGAACUGAAGAAGAUUUAUUUUUCAAAUUUUCAAACUUUUAUAAAAUUGAUAAAAUCACCCACUACAUACUCUACUUUCGGAUACAGAAUUACAGGAGAAUGUCAAUUAUAUGAAUACGUUAUGAUCGAGCUGAUUCUUUUGUUCAACUAUAUUGUUACUAAAGUUUGCUGAAAUAGAUGCUAUGGGUUCACUUGAUCCCUUCAAAUUCGUGGAGAUUUGAUCCCCUUCGCCAUACUUCAUACACACCACUGAAAAUAACCAAAUUCACACCAGAACAAUUGAUGUCAUUGUUGUCAUAAAAAAUGUCAAAAAUGAACGCUUCAUCGUAAAGAAACAUAACUGUAAUUGUUUACUACAGUAUAUGUAGCAACCAUUCAUCCCGCAUUUGACGUUCCUCAACCAUAAUAAAGACAGCUUUCAAAUAAUUGCACGGAGUUUUGGGGAAUUCGUAAAAAAAUCAGGUGAGAGAUGCGUAAUAUGUAGUAACAAAAAUAACAAUAUCUAAUCAUAACAAUUUAAUCAAUACGACAAUCUAUUUAUAAAAUUGAAUGGGGAAAUGUGCCCGUUUUUGCCCUAUUAAGAAGGAUACCACAUUAUUACUACAAUAAUUUUAUUAUUUCAGCUUCUUUGAUUUGUUAUUAAGGUCCAUUUUUUUAUUUCGAUUAUAGAGGUUUUAACGUUAAGGUCAUUCGCCUCUUAUUAAGAGCCAAUAUAAUAACAAAAUUGUCUUGAGAAUGGUGAAAAUCUUCUGUUUGAGCGCAGUAAAAUCUCUAAUCGAGUACCCCCAUUAUCGCAAUACCAUUUGAGUCAAUGCGUUGAGCAAAGAUGGCAGACGCUGCUCUAACCAAAGGUUUCAGAUGGGUAGGAUGAUAGUAGAAACAGGGCAAAAAUAGGCUUAUUACCCUACAUGCUCUUUUAAACACGUUUUCAAAAAGGAAUCAAGUGUCCUCAAAUUAGGGAUCGAGUCUCCACUAAUCUAAGAAUUUUCCAUUUUUUUGUUGUUUUCCAGAAAUGCUCAUAGCUCAUGUCCAAUAUAAUAUUUCCAUGUAAUUUUUUUAUGAUUAUUAGUCAUCCCUAGAAACAAUAUAAAACUACAAAAAAUACAUAGUUUUUUAUCAUUCCACGGAGUAGUACUGAAAAAUAAAAAAGGGGAUCAAGCUAGGGGCAGAUCACUUGUGAUGCAUUUUUAAAAAUCAGCGAAAUUAAAUGCAUUUAUUUCCAUCAAAAUAGAAAUUCAUAAUGUAUUUUGCGUUGCGUGCAAUGUUUUUGCGUUGCCUGCAAUGUGGUUUGCGUUGCGUGUAAGACGUCAAAACCCUACAGAAAAACUAGCCCUACAUUUAACAAAACGUCGAACAAAGUGGAUCAGCGUAGGACGUUUGUUAAACAAACUUUUCUGCGAGGGAGUGCCAAGCUGAUGCAAAAAUGGAAAUUAAAUGCAUUUUUUUCUAAUUUGAUGCAAAUUUGUUAUACAUUCUUAGAGUGAUCUGCCCCUAGGGAUCAAGUCUUCUCAGUCUCCCCUACCCAUUAUUGAGAAUGUGAUAUGUACCGAAUAAAUGAGUUUUCCCAGUUUUGUAGGAGAUGGGCAUUACAACUCUCAUUAAUGGGUACUUUAUUUUAACCGUGUGAAGACUCGUUCUUCAUUUCAAAUAAAAUUGCUUUUAGGAUGCCUGUCCGAUUUCUGGCAGAAUUCAAGCUCAAAAUCAAAAACCAAUUCAGAAUCAUGAGGUCUGUUCCAGUACCAGGAGAAACUGGAAGUACUCCGGAGAAAAUCGUUCCUGUACUCUCUUCUUCUCCUUUUUCUUCUUCUGGUAGCAAACCGGAGUAAAAAGGAGCAAAGAUUUUUUGCUCCUGUUUACUCCGGAGUGACUUCCGUGUACUGGAACAAACCUAUGGUCGUUCAAGACAAAUUAAGACAUUUCUAGAGAAAAUUUUCAAUAGGACGUAAGUAACAUUGAGAGGCUCUCUUUGUUUACUUUCUCUUUCGUUUAUUACGACGUCAUUACAACACUUUGUACUAAUUUUCCAGUACAUAUCGAAAGCCGAUGGUUUUUACUACAAUAUUAUGCAAAGAAUAGAGUAGUACACGGAACGAUUGUGCUACCCAAAACAUGGGUAAAAAAUCGCCAGCGCCAAGUUCCGCUAGAGCGAACUUAAAAUUGGGUAUUUUUUUCAACAUGGCGAUUACCCAUUGAAUAAGUACUCCGAUACCUACUUUUGGGUAAUUUAAAAAGAUAAACAACGGAGUUCAACGUUUAACCGUGUUGUAAAUAUUUAUUUGCAAAACUUGUUGGCAAUGGAAAAUUAUAUCAUAGUCAAAGGAUUUUCCGCUGGAUUGAUUUGGGAAAAUUCAACAUUUUCAAUUUUGCAACCGUGCUUAAGAAGCGAUUGGGUGCUAUUAUUGCUGCCUUUCAGUUGAUCGUGAUAUUUCGAACGCAGUGAACUAGCUGUACGGAACCCAAUAGCCCCUAUCGGUUGGAAAAGUAGUUGUGCACGGUGACACGUCCAGAGCUUUGUUCCAUUUCUGCAGCAAAUAACAGAGGUCAGGGAUCGUAUGAGCCAAGAGGAGAAAUGCGCUGUUACAGGCGUUUUACGACGAAAAAGUAAGAGUCAGUUGAAAAUUGAUUCAUCCCAGUAUAAAAAUCGUCUGUUGAGUACUGCUGUUAAGAAGUGUUUUCAUCGACUUGUCGACGGAAGACAGAUUCGCCAGAGAUGGCGACAAUUAGUUCUACUAGAACCAGCAUACUAGAGUUUGUGAAAAACAGGAACAUUUAUCCGCUUCUUUGUAGGCACAUUCCCACACCCGUCAUUGGACAGUGCUUGAGGUUUUGCUGGUCAAAAAAUUUGAAUUGUCGGGUCUCUGUGCAUACUCAAUGAGUAACUUUUUCGGUCGAAACAUAACCAAACGAAUGUGAAACAGAUUUACAGGUACUUCGGUUAAAGUAUUUCACAAAGUCAACAGCAUCUGCGAUAUAAACAUCUUUACAAUCUCUAUUCUAAAUACAACAUCCAAGCACCUAAACAAUGCUUUAGUGUUGUUAAGAAUCUUGAUGCAGUGCCGGUGAGCAGAUGUCAAAACCAAGCAUGAAGUUUUGGAAAUAUAUAGGUGCUUGGCCCAACUUAUGAAUUGGCACCACAAAUACGUCUUGAGGGUUUUCGAUAUUCAUUCUAUCACUACGCUUGCAUCAGGUUCGCGAUUGAAGUGCGGCGUUGAAGUGGUGAUUGCUAUCUUAAGGUGAUUUAUCAACUUACAUCCGUGUUGGUGUUUGUUGCAACGAAUUUACUAGCUACAGAUUCGCAAGAGUAUCGCCCAAUUGCGACCAGCUCGGGUGGUGUUAUUGUGGAUGGCGACCCGAUCAAAAGAUGUUCAGGCGCUGACGGAGGAGCUAUCACGGUUUUCAUCUUCGUGGAAACGUAGAAAAAAGUUGUUCUUAAGAUCGGUCUAACAGAUAGAUAAGGGACGAUUUUGAUGCAUGGCGAUAAAUCUGUGUCGAUGCGAGAUUUUGUUUUGCUAAACUUCCGACCUGAUUAAAGUACCAGUCUGUUUGCGAAAGGAAGCCGACCCACAUCCGAUUACAAGUUUAUCGAGAUGGUUAAACAGAUAUGCACAUAAAUGACGAAACCGUCAAUCCAAACGUUUUGAACGCAACGAGAAGAGAAACCGAGAUAUUGUCAACAGCAUAAUGAUCGAAGAGCAAGUACAGAUAAAGGAUCGACAACCAGUAGUUUGUUUGUAGUUGUAGUCUCCAAUAUGAAAUAUUCUGUACUGUGCUAUCUAGAAACAUCACCAGUCCGCCUCACCUAAACGCUAGCCAAUAGUAGGUCAAAUCCCAGCGGCGAAAUUCAAAUUAUUCUCUCGAACAAAGACAGUCGCCUAAACGAGAACUACGGCUUGUACAAUAUUCUACUGGGCGAAACUGCCGGGGCUGAUGAUGAUUUGAAUGACGUCGAUAACGAAAUAAUCGAUUACGAUCAGUAUCUACAACUUCAAAAACUACGAUGGUGACAAGGAUAAACUCAGGAAUCGUGUCAGAAACUUUCUGAAAUAAAAUAGAUUGAUCAAGAUCAGCUUUGGCUUGGAUUUGUAAAAUAGAUAAAGUCAACAAAAAUGUAUCCACCAGUAGCGAAGAAUAGCCCAAAGUGUUAGAAUUGCCACACCCUCUACAGAAUAAAUUCAUAGUACAGAAUCCCCACCGAUGUAUGUUAGCGUACCGCAAAACCUUUCGAAACGACUGAAUAUCUAUUAGCUACAGAAACAAUUGCAUUCAGAAGAUGGAUCAAUACCUGGCACAGACCAAGCAAGUUACAGACCGAACAAAUGAACUAGGUGAACUACUUCAAAAUAUUCUCGAAAGGUAUGCACCAACAGCGAGCGUGAGUUUAAACCAAACAUGACAGUACUGCGGGAGACCAUCGACCGGCACGAUUUGUCGAUAGUAGAUCACACUUUGAAAAAAAAUAGACCACAAAGUAUUAAACCCGUGCUCCCUCGAACAAAUAGUUCCACUGUCACUGAUUCAGUUACAUAUAUCCGACUUGUUCAAUCACAAUGAACUCAAGCAGUUUGUCGUUCAUGGAUUUGGACUCCAACAGUUCUGAUGGUCCUGGAAAUAGACUGGGAAAAGCUGCUGAACGUAGGACUUCCAGGUGCGUAUCCUACCUAUCAACUAGAGACAAAGAUCACCUCGAUCCACAUCAUUCAUCGAAGCAUAAAGAAUACGUUUCAAAACGGGAUUCCGCAGCUUGUAUCAACCGUCAGGGGACAGAUGCACCAAUCAUAGCCAUUGAUAUUCAAUAAUAUCCCUAUAACUAACUCGGAGGAUGCCCUAGAAUGUAACUCAAGCUACUUAUACUUAUGGAUUGAUAUGAAGUAGUUACACAUAUUUAGAUAUUGAUAGUAGACCGGUGCACAAAUAUUAUGCAGCACCAUUUAAUUUUAUCAAUGCAAUGGCAAAGGUCGUUUGGCAAUUAGAAAUAUAUUGUACCCACUAGCUACUAGAUAAGAGAUUAAUUACUUUUAAAAAAGAAAUCCAAACACGCUCAAUAUAACCUAAAUCUGAAGAGCAGACCGCCAUCUCAAUUUUGAAUAAAAUUUACCUUAUUUUAAGUAACAUUCCACAAACAUAAUUUUGCGCAAAAAUUACCCAAUUUUGAGAAUCGUUCAUGCAUCUCAUACUGAGUAAAAAUUACCUAUUUUUGAGAAUCGUUGCUGUUACCCAAUCUUUGGGUAAUAUGCAGAUUACCUAAUUUUGAUGGGAUGAAGUUUAGUCCGAGAUGGGUAUUUUUUCCUCAAAAAAAAGUUUCUGGAUCUUAGCGUGUAAAUGUUGAAAUGGCCGAGUAAUGAACAGAAGAGAAAGACCUCAAAGAGAAUCUCUCAUUGUUACUUACGUCCUAUUGAAAAUUUUCUCUAGAUUUUUUUCAUGAAAUAAUGAACCAGGUGUCCCUGCUCAUUGAAAACAAACAGGCAGCGAUGCCAGAUAUGACAUAAACAUACAGUGAUGCCACAUGUCUUUAUUUUAUAGACAUUUGAAAUAUUGCGAAGACAUUUUUCAUUCAAUUCAAUGUGAAGACACUUGCAAAUAAGACCUGCACGCUUAUAUGGGACUACCCAUUGAGUGCGUCGAAAAUACUCAUUUUUUGGCAACUGCUAGAAGCUGUCAGAAAAUGAGUAGAAUUGAAACUUGCCACUGAGUGAAUAAUACUCAACAAAUUUUCUGUGUUCGAUACAACGACAGCGGAUCAUUCACGUCACUUAGCAAUUUUUUUAAACUAGUUUUACUCCCACACUCAAAAAAAAGUAAACGUUAUGCCUAUUGAUUUUACACAUAGAUUUUUGCAAUUAACGGAGGCAUAUAGACACUAUUUGCUGGCACAUAAACCUAAUGUGUGUAUUUACAAGAAAUAUUAAUCUUACAUUUACAUUUCAUAGCUAUUAGACUCAUAAAACCCCAUUCUAUAACAACAUGCACAUAUAACUUAUGUGUGUGCAUACAUAGCUUAUACAGUUGACACAUAGAAGGUAUGUGUGCGCUUGAUAACAAUAGCAUUUCUUCUUCAUAUUAAUUUUAAGCGGUUUGAAGCAAAUAGAAUUAACGUUUGGAUUUUUUUCAGUGCAGGUUUUCACUAGUUACGAGAUGGAUAAAAUCAAGGAAGUAGUUGAUGGAGAAUCAUAUCAGGCUCUAGUCGGUAAGUCAAAUGGAAAUGCAUUGUCAAGUUGUGAAUUAAUUGAAAUAUACGAAACAGUCGUUCGAUGCCCUGUGCGUGGUUGUUCCGCGGUGGUGCCGGGGGAGCCAAGCUCCUUCAGGUCGCAUAUUUCAACAGCGCAUGGAAUAAAGACGAGUGUGAGAAAUUCUGCUCCGAUUGCAUGCGGAAUAUGUAAUAUUACAUUUGCAUAUUAUAAAAAUUUUUGGAGUCACAUUAAGCAAAAACAUAUUGAUUCGAUUGAAGGCAUUGAACCAUCAUCAUCGGUGUCUGUUGAAUGCCCAAUAUCCGAUCCGAGUAUGGAUAUGGAAGUAGAAUAUGAUGAAAGCCAUGAAAGUGCGGGAUCCAUAACAAAUCCCCAUUUCUAUGAUGAACCAAUAUGUUUAAAUGAGUUAAAGGCGCAGAUGGCGGACACUGUAACAUCGCUGCGAGCUAAUUUGUCUCUUCCGGAAAGCAGAAUUGAAUCGUUCCUCGAAACUAGCAUUAAACUUCUUAACAAUUAUCAGUGCUAUGUGUUGGCUGAGCUACGACGAUUUCUACAACAGAUGUCGAUUCCGGAAGAUAAUAGGAAUGUGGUUGAUUUCAUCAACUCAUUGGAGCUAUCUGAUCCCUUUUCUGAUGUUAAAACUCUUCCUGACAAUAUAUCGUAUCUGUCCUUUAAAGCAAAUGGUGCCGUUCCGUUUCCGCAAGAAAUAGUUCUAGGACACCGUACAGUGACUCAGAUAGUCCCUCGUUCUUGCAAUUCGGUAGCAAAAAAAUCCGUUCGCAAGGUGGUGAAAGACGUUUUACAUUAUAUUCCGAUACAUGAAAUGCUCGAACUUAUUAUGCGAGACGAAGCUGCGCGCUGUAGUGUUCUGUCAGAGAUCCCCAGAAGUGAUGGGGUUUUGUGUGGAUUCAAAGACGGAUUAAUCUUUAAAAGCGAUGAGUACUUUCAGAAAUAUCCGUUUGCUCUUCGUAUUAUUCUUCAUCUGGAUGAGGUAGAAUAUAUUAACCCUCUUGCUUCGCGAAAAGGCAAAAAGAAACUAACAAAUGUUAGCUUUAAACUACAAAAUUUCGACCCAAUUGUUAACUCUUCACUUAGUCGUGUAUAUUUGUCUCUUGCGGUACAAUCGAACGUUCUUAAAAAGUAUGGCUACAAAAGAGUAUUCAGCAAAAUGCUGGAAGAUCUCCGUUCAUUAGAAUCAGAUGCUGGAAUUAGGAUCAGAUUGAAAGACAACUCGCUGUACACAUUACAUGCUGUUGUGGUAAACGUAGCAGGAGAUACAGCAGCGCUUCAUGAACUUAUCGAGAUCAUGGGUCCUCAAUCAAAACUAUUCUGCCGAGUAUGUUAUAUUUCGCGGGAUUACUUCAGGAAUGGUUCGUUUGGAAAUGUUUUCCCACACAGGACAUCUGAAUCAAUUCAAUCGGAUUUAUUCGCUGUGCGUGAACAUAGAAAAAUGCCCAAGGAAUGUGGUGUAAUAAGUGACUGUUGUCUACACGUUCUACGUUUCUUUCACUACGGUAAAAUAAGAUCAAUGGACCCGAUGCAUGAUCUCUGUGAAGGGGUUAACAUGAUGGUGAUAAAAAUGAUUUUUUAUGACGUGGUUGUUGUACAAAAACUGAUUUCUUGCGAAGAAAUCAACGAAAUGAUAGAUGAUUUUGAAUACGGCAGCACAGAAAGGGAAAAUAAGCCAUCAGCUAAUUUUACUCUGAUAGGUUUAAAAUCAAAAGGACAUGCAAUCAGCCAAUCUGCUUCACAAUGUUGGCUCCUGUUACGAGCUCUGCCUUUCAUAUUUGGUCAUAUUAUAUCACACAACAAUAAUUAUACUCGUAUCAUUAGUGUUCUCUUAAAAAUAAAGUAUUUUUCUUUUUCCAUGACACUUACUCAACUCCAGGUUAACGAAUUAGAGGAGGAUAUUCAUACUUUUUAUAUAUUAUUUAAAGUUUGUUUCCCAACUGUAAACCCCACAAACAAAAUACACCAUUUAUGUCACUAUGCUGAUAUUUUUCGUAUGAAUGGUACCAUGACAAAUUGCUUCAUUAUUGAGGGGAAGUUUAAAGAGAGUAAGGGACAGAGCAAAACGUGUAAUAAUUUCAAAAAUUUAACCUAUAGUAUCACCAAGCGAGCUAAUCUUAAGCAAAUUAAUUCCAUUAUUUCCCACUCCUAUUGUCUUAAUGUUCACGUGGCGAAAACUACGGCAAGCGUUUCAAAACAAUAUUUGAAAUACUCGAAACUGAUAGAAGAUUUACCGGAAACUAUUUUAAUUGUGAAUCAUCUUACUAUAAACGGUACCAUGUUCCAAAAAGGCACAGUUGUCAAAUACGAGAUAAACCAUUCAAAGCACUUUGGUGUAUUUGAAUGUUCUAUUAAGCUUCCAGAUAGAUUUAUUUGUAUCAUACAAAAGCUACAAAUUUUAGAUUUUGAUGUUAAUGCUAACAGCUUGAAAGUUUUGCAAUUAGAUGAGAUGGUACGAAUUGAUAGUUCAGCUUUGUUUACUAAAAAAACAUACAAUUUUUGGAAAUAUUAUCCAUAUAAUGGCUCCAGUUACAUUAGUUUCAAAUAUGUAGAUGAUUACACAGGAUUGACUUCUUUAAAUACUUAAAUAAUGCUUGUAGAUACUAUGAUAACGAAAUAGAUCGCCGCUGGAAAAUUUUCAAUGCAUUUAUAUAUAAAUAAACUAAAUUCUUUUAUGAGACAUUUAUUACAUUUAUCGCACAAAUAAGUAGGUAUAUAGCACUCUAUUAAAAAUUGUUACAAUAAUACAUAACAAACACUAGAUUAACAUUUAGCACAGAUAACAGAUUUAGUGCGCGAUUUAAUAAUUACCUACAAGGCAAAACUUACCGAAAUAACCUUAACAUGAAGUUUUCACACUAACUUUGUAACGGUUUUUUAUGCUGCUUAUUGAAACAUGUUUAUCUAUGUACUUCGUGCGCGUUAUCUGCCGCUGUAGGCACAGCUGUCCCAUGUUCUAAGACAUUUCUUUCGCACAUUGGCCAAUUAUGCGUACUAUGAGACAUUACACUUCGUUGAACAAUAUGUAAUUUCAUUUGUAGCAUUCAUUUAGGUGGUAUCAAGAAGUUUAAUUUUCUAAGGUUCACAAACUGAAAUAUCGCGGGUAGCACAUGGUGGAUUAUUUGUAAGUAUGUCAUUAAAAUGUAAGUUUUGAUUUUAUUAUUUGUAAGCUAAAUAAAUACUAAUAAUAAUAAUUUGAGACAUGGACUAACUGCAUGAGUACUUCUGAACUAAUCUCUUGAACAAUGAUGUUAAUGUGCUUUAUUUCACUUACAGCACAGAAGGUGACUGACGCGUCCCUUGUUCUUUUCGACGAAACAGCAUUGAUGGAAAUCGGAAUAAACGCAAAAGGACCUCGCAUGCUUAUACUUUCGAUUAUCGAGGAACUAAAACAUAAUGAACAACCGCACCGAAGUGAUGGUGAUGCUGAAAACAGGAAUAUUAGUGCUCCAGACGAGAACCUGCGAAGUAUACUAAUCAAUGAUAUAAAAUUUCGUCACAUCGUGUACAACAAAUUGGAUAAAAUGAUAUUACCAAAUGACGCAGAGCUCUGGUGGAUGAUUCGUAUUCUAUGCGCAUCUUUUGAACGAUUGAUCUACGAUAAAAAAGGAUACCCAACUUGCGAUGAACAAUGCCGGCUUGCUAAAACUAUUAUACGUACCUUUCCGGUACUGAAGAAGUCACGAGUCAACGAUAAUGCACCAUCGGAGUCGGCUUUCUUCUGGUGGCAUAGUGGCAACGAGAAAGGACCUCAUUCGGGAUAUAUCUACCACCGAGUCCGCAACAUGAUCAAGGCAUUGCCUAAAGAGCUAAAAAAGUAUCGGCGUAUGCCUGAAUGCGCAGUGGCAGAUUCGGUUUCAAAUUCAAUUCUGGAAAAGGCAACUCAACUUUCAACAAUCAUGGCUUCCGUGGAAAACUACACAGAGAUCAAACAGGGUAUGGACGAAUGCUUCCCUUUGCACCAAUUACUUCUUAAAGAAAGAAAAGGUACCAAAGCGAUCAUCCAAACACUUCCACACAUAACAUCGUUCAAAGGGAGGAUGAUCCAUGAUGCGUUCUACCGAUUGAAUCCUGUUGUUGCAAAGGAUAUAGAUUUCACACCCAUUCUAUCCCAAGGGUUGCUUCUAGUUCCGAAUAGCUUCAGGGAAGUUGAAGAUGUUUAUUUAAGAGGAUUACUAAGAAUUUUCUCAAGCUUGUCCAGAAAAGGAAUAAACGAAUCUGGCAAUAAAGUCUGGGAUUCCAUAGAGCAACUCUAUGCUGCACCUAUAAUCCAGUGGACACAGAACUUAAGUGAAUAUUUGGCACUGGCAGGGGAAGUACCGCACUUGAUUUGUGAAGCCGAAAUGUUUAAAAUGGGUACAUACAGUAUCGCUAUGGAUGGCGUUAUCGUCAUGACGGACUCUUCAUUCAGGAAUAUUGUUGAUAUAUUCUUCAAAGCGUUCUCCGUCUUUGGGACACAGGUUCCAACACGUCUUCAGAUGCUGGACGAUUUAUUAUGUAUACUUGUAUACAAAACUAAAAUCAGAGCUCACGAAUAACAGUUAACAAAGUUGCAAUGUCAAUUAAAGAAACCUUGAAUGGUCAGCUUCUUUGAUUUAAAGAUAUGUUUAAUAAAAAUAGCA
Molecule: messenger RNA, 12695 nt
Organism: Topomyia yanbarensis
Lineage: Eukaryota; Metazoa; Arthropoda; Insecta; Diptera; Culicidae
Exons: 13
Coding region: 11319-12611 (430 amino acids)
Source: RefSeq, a predicted model, not a curated record